Messenger RNA from Oreochromis aureus, 1252 nucleotides. RefSeq names its product nanos homolog 2 (gene nanos2). Gene Ontology annotation, biological process: oogenesis; negative regulation of translation. The coding region runs from base 42 to 542 and encodes 166 amino acids. NCBI's taxonomy places the organism in Eukaryota, Metazoa, Chordata, Actinopteri, Cichliformes, Cichlidae. Gene Ontology annotation, molecular function: mRNA binding; zinc ion binding. Gene Ontology annotation, cellular component: perinuclear region of cytoplasm. The transcript has a single exon. The record is from RefSeq and is a predicted model, not a curated record.
AGGCGCUCCAAACACACCCUCCCUUUGACUUCUGCCAAAAAAUGACCACAAUGCCGAGACGACUGGAGGUCCAGAGCUCGAUCCUCCCCGGUGGGGACUGCUUUAACAUGUGGCAGGACUACAUGAAUCUGAGCCAAGUGUUCGAGAGACUGUGCAGCAACCGUGAGGUUGAAAACCGAGACACCGAGCGUCCAAAGAAGGGACAAGCGCCCCCCUGGAGUAAGGUCCACACUUCCACUCGGGGGAAGAAAUCCUCCAAAAACUCAUCGCAGUCCAGUCCGACCAGCAGCGCGUCGGACACCAGCAGCAGCGCGUCAUCCUCGGACUACUGCCGCUUCUGCAAGCAGAACGGGGAGACUCCGAGGGUGUACCGAUCUCACAAGCUCAAAUCAGACGACGGGAAAGUUUUCUGCCCCAUCCUCCGGAACUACACCUGCCCUAUCUGCGAAGCCACCGGUGACAGCGCUCACACACGCAGGUACUGCCCGCAGAUGAAGUGGGAGGCGGCUGGGAGGAUGGAGACAGGGGCCAAGUUCUGGUAGCUGUUGAAAACUGCUAGAAACUGUACAUAUUUACCGAACUGCUUGGGGUAUGUGUUCAUGUUGGCAGAGACCGUUUCAGUUCCAAAGACUGUUUCAUGUUUGACUGUCAAACACUCCGCUACAAUCUGCAGCAAGGAGCCCUCAUCCAUCACAUCUGUGGAGCCACGAGCCGGAGCGCUCUCGCUCGCCAGUACGCGCAGGCUCAACGGGAGAAAACUGCGCCAGCUUUGAGGGUAUCCCAAGUUCUGGUAGCUGCUGAAAACUGCGAGAAACUGUACAUAUUUACCGAACUGUUUGGGGUAUGUGUUCAUGUUGGCAGAGACCGUUUCAGUUCCAAAGACUGUUUCAUGUUUGACUGUCAAACACUCCGCUACAAUCUGCAGCAAGGAGCCCUCAUCCAUCACAUCUGGAGCCACGAGCCGGAGCGCUCUCGCUCGCCAGUACGCGCAGGCUCAACGGGAGAAAACUGCGCCAGCUUUGAGGGUAUCCCAAGUUCUGGUAGCUGCUGAAAACUGAAGCUGAGAGAAACUAAAUAUUUACCGAACUGUUUGGGGUGUGUGUUCAUGUUAGCAGAGACCGUUUCAGUUCCAAAAACUGUUUCAUGUUUGACUGUCAAACACUCCGCUGCAGUCUGCAGCAAGGAGCCCAUCCAUCACAUCUGUGGAGCCCCGAGCCGGGGUGAGCGCUCUCAAACCUUGGAAAAAAUUAAA